AGCAUAAAAUGUGUUCUCUAGAUUUCCAUGACCGCUCGGUGUCCACUGUCCAAGUUAUUCUCGAAAGACAGCAGUCACCGCUGGCAACCUGUAACCGCUUGGGAAGUCCAGUGUACGCGUCCUGGUAACCGCCGGCGGAGCUCGAAAAAGCAGGAGCCCAAAUUUGAAAGAAAAAAGAGCGCCAAUGACAGAGUGUUUCUUGCAGUCAUGGCCGCAUCGCCCAUCGCUGUCGACGGUGGAAAUAUGCCUCCCGAGGACAAGUGGGAUCAUCCUAACGACACUAUGGUCGCUGCUCCCGACGACAAUGUUGCUCCUAACGGCGGAGGCUCUCAUCCUGGCGACGAACACCAUUCUAGCCAUCAGCAGCCUCCUGAGGAUAGCAAUGAUUACAACAUGCGUGGCGAAUCCGCUGCUGCAGAGGGCACUGACCCGCACUCCGCUAGCAGAAGUGAUGCUACGCACCGUGGUGAAAAGCAAAUCAAGGUGCUUGUCCUGGUCCUUUCUCUAUCUGUCUACACUGUUCUACUUGCCCCCUGUCUCCGGCCCUUCUCUCCCUCUCGUCUGUGGGGUAAAGCACCCUAUCAGGGCUCUCGCUUCUACAGUUCAUACCUGUGUAUUUGAACCCUGCAAGGCGCGCUGCCUGUUAGACGACACACAUCUCGGUUCCGUGAUAUUUUAUUAUCUGUCUCGUUUGCUGCGUGCCCUUGCUGGAGCCUUGCUGGCUGCUGACACUGACGGCUUGCGAUAUCUCUCCCUCUUGCUUCUUAUUCUCUGCUUGUUUCUUGAUCUGGAUGUUCAUUCUCUGCUAUGCAGCCGAACAAGGUCUACAUCGGUGGUCUUCCCGAGCAUACUCGUAAGGAGGACUUGCAAAGUUGCUUUGGCAAAAUUGGCACCAUCGUCAACAUAGAACUCAAAGUUGGCUAUGGCUUUGUGGAAUUUGAAAGUCGCGAAGCUGCGGAGGAAAGUGUUGCCAAGUACCACGAAGGCUACUUCAUGGGAAACAAAAUCCGUGUUGAGCUUUCUCGUGGUGGUGGACGAACCGCGAAGUACGGCGGGGAUCCUGGUGCUUGCUUCAAAUGCGGUCAGGUUGGUCAUUGGGCCAGGGAAUGUCCCAAUAGUAAUGGAACUUCGCGCCACCCAAGCGAUGCUCCUCUCAUUGACAGGAUCCAACCCCCUAGAGACUAUCCGCCUCCACCGCCUCGUGACUACCCUCCCUAUCGCGACGAGUAUCCUCGCUAUCCUCCGCCAAGGGAUCCACGCUAUGGCUAUGAUUAUCCGCCUCCUCGCGAGUUUAGACGUCCUCCGUCUCCCCCUCGGGAUUAUCGUGAUUUCCCUCCCCCUGUCCGCCCUCCCCUCCCUAGAGACGUGGAUGAUUAUAGACUGAGAGGCGCUCCGCCCCUUCGCCUUGAUCCUCGUCCUGGCUACUACGCUCCUGAAGGAGAACCUUUACCUCCUCCUGGUUAUCCUCCCAGUCGUUAUGGCCCUCCUCGUGAUUACUAUGAUCGAUAUGAUAGGCGGGCACCUCCGCCUGAUAGGUAUGCUCCCUAUCCUCCUCCGCCCGUCCGUGCCAGGACUCCUCCUGGUGGUCCCCCACCUCGAGCUCGCGAUGACCUUGAACGCGAUCGACCUCCUACAAGGGACUACCCUCCAGCUGACUAUCGUGGACGACCUGUGUCUCCUCCACCUCCCUCUCGAUACGCAGACUAUCCACCUCGAACUGGAAGUACGGAUGCACCUCGCUAUCGUCGUCGUUCUCAGAGCCCUCCUCCACGCACGGCAUCUGGUGCUGGUUACGAAUCUGGCUAUCCACCUAGUUCUGGUGCAGCUUACACUGGUGGCUCUUCUACAGGCUUCGCUGGCAACGGUUAUUCUGGCGGAGGUGUUGCUCCUUCCUCAAGGGGUAGCACCGCUGCUCGCGACUAUCCCCCACCCCGCUCUCGGGAGGGUGACUCCGGCACCUACAGAAGGCCGUGAGGUGACACUUUCAUAUUCUUGAGUUUCUUGUAACAUGCUCGCCGUGAUGAUGCGUCCUUGCAAGUGGUAGGCUCUGACAGCGGUUCUCUCGUUAUGCUAUGACUGCAAUCCCUCGUUAUCGUAUAUGUGUACAGUUUGAAUAGUUGUCUUGGUUUUCGUCGUAUGUCAUGAUGUCCUGCCUAUUGCUAGGGUGGUAUGCUUCCUCCGAGUCAGGUUUCCUGAGUCUUUGCUGCAGAUACUGUCACGGUAGUACUCUUACUACAUAGUGCUUUGAUUAUCACCCAGUCAGUCUUGGUUGUGUAAAAUGUCCUAUACUGAACUAUGAUAACAUGUUGUUGACCCGAACAUGAUUGCAUACUACGUAUGUGAUCUAUUUCUAUGAAGAC
Molecule: messenger RNA, 2360 nt
Organism: Somion occarium
Lineage: Eukaryota; Fungi; Basidiomycota; Agaricomycetes; Polyporales; Cerrenaceae
Source: the annotation of a GenBank genome assembly